Westerdykella ornata is the source of this 3167-nucleotide messenger RNA. RefSeq names its product glycoside hydrolase. Gene Ontology annotation, molecular function: acyltransferase activity, transferring groups other than amino-acyl groups; hydrolase activity, hydrolyzing O-glycosyl compounds. The coding region runs from base 94 to 2898 and encodes 934 amino acids. The record is from RefSeq and is a predicted model, not a curated record. NCBI's taxonomy places the organism in Eukaryota, Fungi, Ascomycota, Dothideomycetes, Pleosporales, Sporormiaceae. Gene Ontology annotation, biological process: peptidoglycan turnover; carbohydrate metabolic process. The transcript is spliced from 5 exons.
AAGUCCGCCCCAAUCCACGUCCGAGCCUCAACCACACCUCAAGGUCGGUUGCGCGUGGUUCGACCGAAGCACACGCGGAGAAGCGCCGACAAGAUGGCAGGAAGAUCCGAUAAACUGGAUCCCGUGUGGGAUGAUCUUGACAGGACUAUGGGGCAAUUGUUUAUGAUGGGCUUCGAUGGCACAACUGUGACCCCCCAAAUCAAAGCACUUAUUGAAGACCAUCAUCUUGGUUGCAUUUUACUCACAGCUAAAAACUUGAAAUCCGCAGAAGACACAACCAAGUUGUGCUAUGAGCUCCAGAAGAUCGCACAUGAUGCUGGACAUCCUGUGCCCCUGGCCAUUGGUAUUGACCAGGAGAAUGGCGGAGUCAACAGUCUGUUCGACGAAAUCUAUAUUCGACAGUAUCCUAGUAACAUGGGCGUGGCUGCCACGGGAUCGACUGAACUGGCUUUCGAAGUCGCAAAGGCUACUGCUCAAGAGAUAUCCGCCUGUGGCAUCAACUGGAUCUUUGGGCCUUGUCUGGAUGUAUUGACUAACGCACGGAAUCAACCUCUCGGUGUAAGGACUGCUGGCGACGACCCUCAGGAAGUGUCUGCUUAUGGCGUUGCUUUCAUGAAAGGCUAUAAGGAGGCUGGAAUUGCCACCCUAGGCAAACACUUCCCAUCCUAUGGCAACCUGGAGUUCCUGGGUUCGACGCUUGAUGUGCCCAUUAUUACGGAAUCAUUAGAGCAGCUCAGUUUAAGCGCUCUGAUACCAUUCCGGAAUGCUAUCCGUCAAGGCCUCGACUCCAUGAUGGUGGGCGGAUGUGCCAUGUCGUCAGCUGGUCUGCAUGCCAUGCACGCUUGCCUCUCAGAGCAGGUAGUCGAUGGACUAUUACGUUCCGACCUAAAGUUUGACGGAGUGGUGGUUUCUGAGUGUCUGGAAAUGGAUGCUCUGAGUCACAACAUCGGCGUCGGUGGCGGCACGGUCAUGGCCGUGAACGCUGGAUGCGAUGUCGUGCUGCUCUGCCGAUCCUUUUCAGUGCAGCAGGAGGCCCUAAAAGGGCUCAAGACGGGUGUCGAGAACGCUAUGAUAUCAAAGAAGAGGAUUUACAACUCCCUCCGCCGUGUCCUGGAGAUGAAAGCGAAGUGUACUUCGUGGGAAAAGGCACUCAACCCUCCUGGUAUUGCUCUUUUGGAGACCCUGCAGCCUUCGCAUACUGCACUCUCGACAAAAGCAUACAAUCGCUCUAUCACAGUGGUGCGGGAUAAGAACCGCCUGCUACCGUUGACCAACGUUCUGGAUAACGAAGAAGAGCUACUCCUUCUCACGCCACUAGUGAAGCCGUUAGCAGCCUCGGCCGCUUCACGCGCGCUCUCGGAAUCCCUCACGACGGAAAAGUCGCCCGAGCCAGCUCUAUGGGAACGCACGGCGUCUGUCAUGAGCGGAGAGCGUGUUUUCCGGGAGCUGGGGAGAUCACUGGCAAGACAGCGGAACGGCCGUGUUCUACACACGUCAUAUACAGCCAAUGGUGUCAGGCCGGUCCACGAAAACCUCAUCAAUCGGGCAGGCGCGAUUAUUGUGCUCACUGCGGACGCGAAUCGAAAUCUGUACCAACAUGGGUUCACAAAGCAUGUCUCCAUGAUAUGCAAUAUGCAGUAUACGACGGGGGGAGAGAAACGAGAAAAGCCUUUGAUUGUGGUUGCUGUCAGCUCACCCUAUGACUUCGCCAUGGACAGCUCCAUAGGGACCUAUAUCUGCACAUACGAUUUCACGGAAACUGCCCUCACCUCGCUUGUUAAAGUGCUUUAUGGGGAGCUCACGCCGCAAGGGACACUUCCUGGAACAAUCAGUAAGAGCCAGAAGUUGCAGCAUUCGAAACAACACUGGUUGGUGGAGACAUUCAACGAGGAUAGAGACGCCAACGCGCUGGAUACUCUCAUCAAGGCGGUUAGGGAGGGCACUCCGCCAAGCCACCGCUCGGAGCUGGCAAGUGCUACGUCGAAUUCAUUCAUCCUCAACCACGCAGAGGUCGAGGAGUCGCACUUUGUGGUGCGCAACAGCAGCACGCAGGCUCUGUAUGGAUUCUGCUCUACCUAUUUCUUCAAGACGACGGGUACCGGUGUCAUAGGGGCACUGUUCGUUGAUCCCGCCAGGAGAAAGCUGUCGAUUGGACACUCCCUACAUAACCGAGCUAUCCGGACACUUCUACAGAAAGAAGGAAUCAGACGCUUCCAGCUUGGCUCGCGACUACCCAGCAUCUUCUUGGGCAUUCCCACAGGACACGGCGCGGAACGGAAACGGCUCCGCUCCUGGUUCGCCAACCUAGGGUGGAAUGCGGCCCUCUCGCGACCGGUUUGCAACAUGGUGGCCCGCAACCUCCUGAGCUGGUCGCCGCCCGAAGGUAUGGCGAAGAGUCUUGCCAGUACCGGGAUCCAGUUCGACAUGGUCUACGGCUGGGACUAUGCGGGUCCGAUCCUCGACCUUGUCAAGACGAGCAAUCGACAAGGAUUGGCAGAGGUGUACAAACUGGCCUUAUCGGAUCCGUCGGCAUGCGGCAUCAUUCGGGCCAAGCGGCCUGAGGACGGUGUCCUGGUCGGCACAGUGGUGCUCUACAACCACCAAUCACAUCUAUCCGAAUUCAUUCCUGCGUUGAAGGACCUCAAGGAGGCAGCAGGCGGCAUCUCUUCGCCGGUGAUAUCUCCCAGUGUAGGAGAAUAUUCCACGCUGCUGCAAGGCCUGAUAUUGCUGGGGAUGAAGCAGAUCAAGCAACAACGCUGCAACGCCUGCCUGUUGGAUUAUAUGGACGGCGACGGCAACUUUGACGGCUUCUCGGCAAUGGGAUUCGAGGUGUUGCACAACUUUGAAGAGGUAAGCUGCGAUGCGGCUACAUGGACCAUGAUUCCGCCUGCUGGGUAAACGGGAACAUACAUGAGACUGGGGGAAUGUGUGAUUCCGAUGUGUUGCGUUCGUUACUUUGACUUGGUGGCGUUAGGGUAAAUGGCGGCGAUGAGGGAGCAGGCUCGACAUUGGUAUUGAAGGUAAUUGGAUUGGUUGGGUAUAGGGGAGCAUGGUGUUUUGUCACAGGCGGGCGCUAGGAGUUGGGGCUAUUGCUAUAGUAGUGGUGCCUGCUACAUAGCUAUGGGUUAUACCUACACAGGCUCGAAUGUACACAGUAUAGUUAUUGG